UCUUUCCUUCUGCUUUCCUAAUUAUAAUUACUUUUUAUUUUUGUUUCUCUUAUUUUUCAUUUCAUCAAAUUAAAGAAGCUCUGAUGGAUCUCUUGUCUGAAGAACAGAUCUCUGAGUUCCAAGAGGCCUUCUGCCUCUUUGACAAGGAUGGAGAUGGGUGCAUCACACUUGAUGAAUUGGCCACUGUGAUUAAAUCACUUGGGAAAAAUCCAACGGAAGAAGAGCUCCAUGAUAUGAUAAGUGAGGUGGACUCUGAUGGCAAUGGCACCAUUGAAUUCUCUGAGUUCUUGCAUCUCAUGGCUAGAAAAAUGAAGGAGACUGAUGCAGAGGAAGAGCUGAAAGAGGCAUUCAAAGUGUUUGACAAAGACCAAAAUGGGUACAUCUCAGCUAGUGAGUUAAGGAAUGUGAUGAUAAAUCUGGGGGAGAAAUUAACUGAUGAAGAGGUUGAACAGAUGAUAAGGGAAGCUGAUUUGGAUGGUGAUGGUCAAGUGAAUUAUGAAGAAUUUGUCAGGAUGAUGAUGGCUGCCUAGUCUAAUUAAACUUUUUUUUAAUUAUUAUUUAAGAAAAAAAAAAAAAGUCAAAAUUAUGAAAAUUUUAUUAGUUUAUUUUACUAAGCUGCAUGCUUCUAGGAAAUUCCCAUUUAAUAGAAAUUUGUAUCUCAAUCAAAGUAGGACCCUAAUUAUCAGACUUCUUUGCCUUC
Dioscorea cayenensis subsp. rotundata (Guinea yam) is the source of this 700-nucleotide messenger RNA. RefSeq names its product calmodulin-like protein 11. NCBI's taxonomy places the organism in Eukaryota, Viridiplantae, Streptophyta, Magnoliopsida, Dioscoreales, Dioscoreaceae. The record is from RefSeq and is a predicted model, not a curated record. Gene Ontology annotation, molecular function: calcium ion binding; enzyme regulator activity.